UGCCUUCCCGAUGAUACUUCCCAGGUACGUAAAACUUUCCACAUCUACCAAACUUUCGCCGUCAAGUGUGAUUGAUUUGGUGUUCUCCGUGUUGUAUUUGAGGACUUUGGUUUUUCCCUUGUGUAUGUUGAAGCCUAUAAAUGCAUAGGCUGAUGCUACGGUAGUUAUAUACGAUUUUAAUUAGUUGUAUAUAAAACUACCAAACUAAGUAAUAUUGAUAAUUUUCUAGUUGACUUUAUAGAAUGCUCUUAUUUAAACAAACAUUAGAAACCAGGAGUCAAUGAAUAGUUAUUGUACUCUAGUAUAGGACUCUUCACCACUACACAUCCACAACCCACCACCAUCACAGAUUAAACACAAAAUUUUUGCUCUCUCUCGCGAAUGCUGAAUCUCUAAAUCAUUGACAAGGAAUUCAAUGGUACACAUUAUCUAAAUGUAACUAAUUCAUGAAAUUGCACGACUAUCUCUCUUUGUUUGCUAUAGAUAAUUGUCGCUAACCGGAUAUAUUUGAACCGCCAUGGUCACUGUUUCUCACUAAAACUCUCCACUUAAUACUUGGAAUUAGUCACUAAUAAGAACAUGAUGAUUAUCAGUGGUGAAGUUUGUGGAGAUUAUAAAAAUGACCGAUAUCAUAAACCUAUAUAAAUCAUGGAUCCACAAAAUUGAAUGUUCCAUAGUAGGACGAAUCAGAUAUUCAGGGCUUCCCGGUUUACAACAGUCAUCUUGCUCAGACGGGUUCGUGAUAUCAAUAACAUUUAAUAACAUCCAUAAAUCUCCAUAUUGAUAGAAACUGAAGGUACUAGAAUUUCAAUUCCCAGUAAAACAACUUUGAACUGGAAGGUUUUGUAUAAGUUGAAUUUGUAAGUUAAAAAUUAUAUCAAUAUUUAGUCAGAUGGAUGAUGAUGAUGAUGAUGAUGAUGAUGAUGAUGAUGAUGAUGAUGAUGAUGAUGAUGAUGAUGAUGAUGAUGAUGAUGAUGAUGAUGAUGAUGAUGAUGAUGAUGAUGAUGAUGAUGAUGAUGAUGAUGAUGAUGAUGAUGAUGAUGAUGAUGAUGAUGAUGAUGAUGAUGAUGAUGAUGAUGAUGAUGAUGAUGAUGAUGAUGAUGAUGAUGAUGAUGAUGAUGAUGAUGAUGAUGAUGAUGAUGAUGAUGAUGAUGAUGAUGAUGAUGAUGAUGAUGAUGAUGAUGAUGAUGAUGAUGAUGAUGAUGAUGAUGAUGAUGAUGAUGAUGAUGAUGAUGAUGAUGAUGAUGAUGAUGAUGAUGAUGAUGAUGAUGAUGAUGAUGAUGAUGAUGAUGAUGAUGAUGAUGAUGAUGAUGAUGAUGAUGAUGAUGAUGAUGAUGAUGAUGAUGAUGAUGAUGAUGAUGAUGAUGAUGAUGAUGAUGAUGAUGAUGAUGAUGAUGAUGAUGAUGAUGAUGAUGAUGAUGAUGAUGAUGAUGAUGAUGAUGAUGAUGAUGAUGAUGAUGAUGAUGAUGAUGAUGAUGAUGAUGAUGAUGAUGAUGAUGAUGAUGAUGAUGAUGAUGAUGAUGAUGAUGAUGAUGAUGAUGAUGAUGAUGAUGAUGAUGAUGAUGAUGAUGAUGAUGAUGAUGAUGAUGAUGAUGAUUAA
This is a messenger RNA of Schistosoma margrebowiei, 1600 nucleotides long. The record is from the annotation of a GenBank genome assembly. NCBI's taxonomy places the organism in Eukaryota, Metazoa, Platyhelminthes, Trematoda, Strigeidida, Schistosomatidae.